Sus scrofa (pig) is the source of this 3247-nucleotide messenger RNA. It is a transcript of the gene RIPK2, whose product is annotated as receptor interacting serine/threonine kinase 2. Gene Ontology annotation, molecular function: ATP binding; JUN kinase kinase kinase activity. The record is from RefSeq and is a predicted model, not a curated record. NCBI's taxonomy places the organism in Eukaryota, Metazoa, Chordata, Mammalia, Artiodactyla, Suidae. Gene Ontology annotation, biological process: innate immune response; positive regulation of apoptotic process; protein phosphorylation. Gene Ontology annotation, cellular component: cytoplasm.
UAGCGACUCCCGGAACACUCGGGGCCCAGAGGAAAUUCCUCCGGGGUAAGGGGGGGGGGGGGGGGCUGCUGCCCGGUAUGAGGCUGCAGAGAGGAACUGUGCCCAAAAGCAAACUUUCCAAACCUAGCAGGUGGGGGGAGAGAAGACAAAAUUGAGCGCCUCUGGUUCCCUUCCCCAUCCCAAGCCCGCCCGUACCCCGCCGAAGCGGCACGGGUUUUCUGGGCGCCACCAGGCAGAAAUCCUGGCCUCAUAUCGAGGCCGGAGCCAGCUGGAAGGACCGCGGGCUGUACCGGGGCCCUCUUCGUCGCUUUAGCGUCAGUCGCUGACGUCGACUGAGAAGUCUAGGGAGGGAGGAGCCCCGAAGGGCGGGCUCUGGUGGCUGCGCCUGAGAGGAAGCUCCUCCUCCACCCGCCCAGCGACCCCAGUCUCUAGAGGAGUACUCGGGCUCGGGAAACGCUGCGGCUUGGUGUGGGCUGCUCGGGGAAUGGAUGACCUCGUGACCUAGCGUCCAACAGCGGGGAGGGCUGGCCGCCCCGAGCGCGCUGGGACGGAGCCGCGGGAACAGCGGGCACACCCGGAACCGGCUGGUGGCCGAGUGCCCGCGCCGCCCGCCACCAUGAACGAGGAGGCCAUCUGCAGCGCCCUGCCCACCAUCCCGUACCGAAAGCUCGCUGACCUGUGCUACUUGAGCCGUGGCGCGUCCGGCACCGUGUCGUCCGCCCGCCACGCAGACUGGCGCAUCCAGGUGGCCGUAAAGCACUUGCACAUCCACACCCCACUGCUUGACAGUGAAAGAAAUGAUGUCUUAAGAGAAGCUGAAAUUUUACACAAAGCUAGAUUUAGUUACAUUCUUCCAAUUUUGGGAAUUUGCAAUGAGCCUGAAUUUUUGGGAAUAGUUACCGAAUAUAUGCCAAAUGGAUCGUUAAAUGAACUCCUACAUAGGAAAAAUGAAUAUCCUGAUGUUCCUUGGCCUUUGAGAUUUCGUAUUUUGCAUGAAAUUGCACUAGGUGUAAAUUACCUGCACAAUAUGAAUCCUCCUUUACUUCACCAUGAUCUGAAGACUCAAAAUAUCUUAUUGGAUAAUGAAUUUCAUGUUAAGAUUGCAGAUUUUGGUUUAUCAAAAUGGCGUAUGAUGUCCCUCUCACAAUCACGAAGUAUUAAAUCUGCUCCAGAAGGAGGGACAAUUAUCUAUAUGCCACCUGAAAACUAUGAACCUGGACAAAAAUCAAGGGCUACUGUCAAGCAUGAUAUAUAUAGUUAUGCAGUUAUCACAUGGGAAGUCUUAUCCAGAAAACAGCCUUUUGAAGAAGUCACCAAUCCUUUGCAGAUUAUGUAUAGCGUGUCACAAGGACAUCGACCUGACACUAGCGAAGAAAGUUUGCCGUUUGAUAUACCUCAUCGAGCACUGAUGAUCUCUCUAAUAGAAAGUGGAUGGGCACAAAAUCCAGAUGAAAGACCAUCUUUCUUAAAAUGUUUAAUAGAACUUGAACCUGUUCUGAGAAUAUUUGAAGAUAUAACUUUCCUUGAAGCUGUUAUUCAACUAAAGAAAACAAAGUUGCAAAGUGCUUCCAGUACUGUUCACUUAUGUGACAAGAAGAAAACAGAGUUAUAUCCGAACACAUCUGUAAAUCAUGGUUCACAAGAGGAAUCAUGUGGAUCUUCGCAGCUUCAUAAACCUAGUAAUUCUCCAGGAACCUCAAAGUCCCUGUCAGCUACUCAAGACAGUGACUUUUUAUCUAGAAAAACUCAAGACUUUUCCACGCCACGUCAGUGUCCAGUAAAUCGCAGUUGGGACAGUAACAUUUCUGUGGCUCAAAGGGCAACAUUCUGUGAUCACAAGACCACCCCAUGCUCUUUAGCAAUAAUAAAUCCACUCUCAGCCGAAGGAAAUUCAGAGCGAUUUCAGCCUGGUAUAGCCCAACAGUGGAUCCAGAGUAAAAGGGAAGACAUUGUGAACCAGAUGACGGAAGCCUGUCUUAACCAAUCUCUGGAUGCCCUCCUGUCCAGGGAUUUGAUCAUGAAGGAGGACUAUGAACUCAUUAGUACCAAACCUACAAGAACCUCAAAAGUCAGACAAUUACUGGAUACCACUGACAUCCAAGGAGAAGAAUUUGCCAGAGUUAUAGUACAAAAGUUGAAAGAUAACAAGCAAAUGGGACUCCAGCCUUACCCAGAAAUACUUGUGGUUUCUCGACCACCAUCUUUAAAUUUAUUUUAGAAUAAAACCUUAUAAAUAACUCUUUCUCAAGAAGAAAAGUCAGUUUGUAAAAGGGUGUUUUAUAUUUCUUUUGCUCUGAUAGUGUUUUUAUGAGAUCCAUCUGAGUAUUAGAUAUUUUAAUGAAGUUUCUUCAGAUAAAUAUUAGUCUCCUUCCAUGACAUUACAGUAUUUUUUAAAUUAAUAACAGUGGAAAGUUUAUAUUUUGUUACGUAGUUCAAUUUUUUUGUCUCUGGUUAAUUGAAAUUAUUUUUUCAAUGUACUAAUUAUAUUUUUCUUGUACAUAACAAUGUCUUCAGGUUUCAUGUGUUUCUCAUGGAAACCAUUUUCAUAUUCACUUUCUUUGUGGAUUAUUUAUUACUUGUCUAAGUGUGCAUGGUUUUUUUUAAAGUGUACCCUUUAGAUUUAAAUCAGAGAUAUUACAGCAUUCCUACCCUACAGUCCCAUGUUUCUGUCCUCUCCAAAGGUUAUUCAUUAAACCCUGCUACCUACAUUACACUUUUAAAUGUUAUUGAUUGAAUUCUUUUUAAAAAAUUGUUUCAAAAGAUAAAGCAGUACAGGAAUUCCCUUGUGGCACAGUGGGUUUAAGGUUCCAUCCUUGUCACUACAGCAGCUCAGGUUGCUGCUGUGGUGCAGGUUUUAUCCCUGGCCAAGUAUCUUCCACAUGCCAUGGGCAUGGCUGCCCCAGAAAAGAUAAAGCAAUACAAAGUGUAUAAAGAAAAGGCUUAUAUUUCAACAUGUGUUUGUAUCCCUAUUUCUAGCCUCAACUAACAGUCAAGGCAACUGAAGUUAAUAGGAUGAUGCGGAUUGUUCCGUUCCUUUCUCCCUGCUCAUAUUAAAGUAUAUACUUAUUUGGGGAAGAAUCUUAAUAUUAUCAUCAUUAUGACAUUCAUACUACAACCUAAUUUGUGCACCUAAUAAUACAACAUGUGCAGCCUUCCAGAUCGCAUACGAACCUAACUCAUUCAUUUAAUUGCUGCAUACUAUUAUCAGAGCUGCUUUGUUCUCACUAAUAAUAAAGGUACAAUAUGA